GCAGGAGGGUAGUGAAUGGGUCUUGCACGCAAAGCAGAAAAGAGCUGAAACUGCAGAGAUUUACUUUGGUACAGUUGCCUGCACCCGAAAGAGAGCGAGAGGUGUGUGCGUGUUUGACAGCCAAAAGAACUACGAAACCUUCAAUUCAUAUUUUUUGUGAUUACUGGUGCUGGUCCUGUCGUGGCUUUUGCUUUUGGUGCUUCAGCUGAUGCUGAGAUGAAGGAGAAACCCUGAGCGCGUCUGGCACAUCGGGGUAUCCACAGGCACCGGGACGGCGCAUCUCCACUGAGAAACACGGGGAGAGGGGAAGAAAGGUCACUUUGGAGUUCUGCACAUGGAUUUUAUAUCUCAAAGUUUUUGAGAGUCAUGUUAAUCAAAAAUAAUAAUUCUAUACACGUUUUCCUACACUAAUGAUUGAUUUUGCUUUCCUCCUGUGCGCACCGGAAUCGAGCUUGUUUGCUGCGUGUUCGUUUGUUUUUUGAAGGGAAUGUUCUGUAUCACAGCACGGAUAACGGACCCAUAACUCAGUCUGGCUUUCUUGGCACAUAUGUGGAUCCUAUCCAGGAUGUUACAGUCUAAGCGGCCCAGGCAUCAUUGGGCCACCGUACGCUACCAUCACCACAUAUCACCACAUAGCUGGGGAUCCUGCUGUGUCUAGGAAUUAUCUACCCUCCAUACUCUGCCUCCGUCUGGGGGAAGAAAGCGGAUUUUUAUCCAAUAAGUGAUUUGGUGAACAUUGACAUUGGCUUUACGAGUCUCAUCUCUGGGCUACUAUGCAAUUACAACUGAUCUCCUUUGUUUUGAUCAUCUUGCACUGCAUGGAUUACAAUGGUUGUCAGCAGCACAGCAGCUCCAGGAAUCGGCAUAAACAGAUCUCUGGCGUGAGCUCAGGGUGCCAGCAGGGUGGCUGUCUGACCUGCUCUGACUACAAUGGCUGCCUGUCCUGCAAGCCACGCUUCUUCAUGCAUUUGGAGAGGAUUGGGAUGAAGCAGAUCGGGGUGUGCAUGACUUCCUGCCCUCCAGGCUUUUACGGCACACGCUCCCCAGAAAGAAACACCUGCACAAAGUGCAGGUCGGAGUGCGACUCCUGCUUCAACAAGAACUUCUGCACACGCUGCCGAGCAGAUUUCUACCUUCACCUGGGCAAGUGCCUGGAGAACUGCCCCGAGGGGCUGGUCCGCAGCGAUAUACAGAGAGAGUGUAUUCCCAAGUGCCCUGCAGACUGUGAGUCGUGUACGAACAGUGAGACAUGCACACGGUGCCGGCCAGACCUCUACCAGCUCAGUGGAAGGUGCCACCAUGUCUGUCCAGAGGACUACGAGCCCAAUGACAAACUCAUGGAGUGCACAGCACAAGUGAACUGCGAGGUGGGUGAGUGGAGCGAGUGGAGCCCCUGCACUCGGUCCGGUAGAACCUGUGGGUUCAAGCGUGGCCAGGAGACCCGUACACGGCAGGUCCUCCAGCACCCUUCACCCUUUGGCAACCCCUGUCCUGAGAUCUCGGAGAUCAAAGAGUGCCUGGUCAAGAGGAAGAAAUGUCCCGGAGUGCACAGGAAGAGUGAGCGAAGAGAACGGAGGAAUCGCAACAACCGGAAAGAAAAGGAGACCCAAGAGGGGCGACGGGAGAGGAAGAGAGAGAGAGAGAGACACACAAGUGAACGUGAAGACUCUGAUAACAGGAACAAAACAGAGCACAGGCACCGCCGAGGCCAUGACACAGAACCAAUCUCCCCUCAAAGCGCCCUUGUACAGUAGUGCUCUGGACAGACAACAUCUAGCACCUCCCCAUUCUCCUCCCAUUGAUCCUUCUCCUAACUUCCCCACCCCCACCCACUGUUCACCCCCUCGACCCCUCUCUGCAGGGGUGUUGCUGCUACCUGUAUGAUUUGAAUAUAAUUUUUAUGCACAAGCGGGAUGGGGCACAUUCAGCCACAAGGCUUCAGCCACUAUGGACUUUAAAAAGUAUUUUUUUCCUACCCUGUAGCCUCCCUUCACUUUCACCACUGAGAGUGUCUCUAUUGAAAAGUGCAGUAGACACUGUUGAGACUACUGUCGGGACUGAAGACAAAGUGAGAAAUGUCUGUGACUGCGUGGAGGACUGGCAGACAGACGGACAGAGAGUAAAAGACGUUAUUUGCUAUCUAUAUGCUUGUAGAUAUGGUUAUUUAAUGGGGCCCUGGUACAACAUUGCGCAUCUUGGUUUUUGAAUGUAGAAUUUGCAACAUUAUGUAGAACAUUUGUUUAUUAUUGUUGUUCCUGUUCUUUAGAUCUCUUUAUUUUAUUUGGUGCAGAAUUUGUAAAGAAAAAACAAAAAGUGAGUAUUGCCAUCUUGUGACAUCAUCAUCACUACCAAUGACAUGUCGGAGAAUCUGCAUGCUGUGAAUCAAAAGGAGUACGGUCAGAAACUGAAAACCAUUUCCAUUUGUUCCGUAUGUCUUGGACAAAAGCUAGUUUUAUCUAAAGAAGUCAAAUCUAUCAUUGUUUUAUUAUUUUUGUGUAAAUGGAAUCUAUGCUCUCAGUAAAGCUCCUUGACUAGGAUCCAAAAGCACCUGUAUGUCAAAUAAAACUAUAAUGGGUUUGUA
This is a messenger RNA of Micropterus dolomieu (smallmouth bass), 2581 nucleotides long. It is a transcript of the gene rspo3, whose product is annotated as R-spondin 3. The coding region runs from base 774 to 1754 and encodes 326 amino acids. Lineage: Eukaryota; Metazoa; Chordata; Actinopteri; Centrarchiformes; Centrarchidae. The record is from RefSeq and is a predicted model, not a curated record. The transcript is spliced from 6 exons.